AUGAAAUACUUUUUGUCGACCUUCGUUUUUGCACUUAGUACAGCAGGAUUGGCAGCUGCUCAAGCAUCUGCUGGUGCUUUUUACAUCACAGCCCCACUCGAAGGCGAUACUUGGACAGCUGGCACAACUGAAACCAUUAAAUGGAUCAAUGGGAUGAAUCAAAACAUUAGUAUCAAUCUCAUUGAAGGCAAGGACAGUAAUAGCAUGGUGUCUACCGGCGACUCUAUCAAUGCUAAUGGAAUUAGUGGAACUGCAUCUUGGAAUGUCCCUGCUGAUAUCGAUACUUCUGGACGUUAUGCCCUGCGAUUUGAUUACACCGACAGUAAUGGAAACGAUGCAUCCUCCUACUCGGGAGCUAUUAAGAUCGUCAAGGGAUCCUCCUCCUCGUCAUCAUCAGCAUCAGCAUCAGCAAAUAGCUCUGCUUCUCUCUCUGGUUCUUCCUCAGCUAUCGUUACAGCAUCUCAAUCAUCGACACCUCUAUCAUCCGCCUCAGCUUCAGCUUCUAGUGCUUCCUCAACCCAAUCCUCAUCAUCAGCCCAAAGCACAGCCCCUUCAUUACCACCCAAUCUCAAACCUUCUCUUGCCGCAUCCACUACACCCGAAGCUAUCCAAGAAGGCUCGGCAAUCAAUAACAAGGUGGCCGCUCUUUCCAUUGCCAUCCCUGCUGUUCUUGCUUGCACCCUUUUCUAA
Lichtheimia ornata is the source of this 690-nucleotide messenger RNA. RefSeq lists its product as uncharacterized. The record is from RefSeq and is a predicted model, not a curated record. Bases 1 to 690 code for a protein of 229 amino acids. NCBI's taxonomy places the organism in Eukaryota, Fungi, Mucoromycota, Mucoromycetes, Mucorales, Lichtheimiaceae. The transcript has 5 exons.